UAUCUAUCUAGGACUUUUCAUGAUUUGACAAAGAAUUGUUAGAUGUAACCAUAGCAACCGGUUGUUACUUUUCUGAUAGGUUAUUAACUGACUAGACUACAAUUUUUAAAGUUAAUUAUCUUUAGACAAAGAAAUAUGGAAAACGAAGACACGCCGCAAAUUAUAACACACAUUGAACAUAAUAUGAACCACUGUCUAUUCGAUUGUAAGUGGAUACCAUGUUCAGCAAAGUUUGUUGUCAUUGGAUCUUUGCCGAAAGGAAGUGGAACUCUAGAAAUAUUUGAAAUAAGCUCUGGUGAAUUAAAAAAAGUUAAGGAAAUUGAAAGACCAAAUUCUUUUAAAUGUGGUACUUUUGGUGCCAGUAGUGAUAUAGAGAGAAGAUUAACGACUGGCGAUUUUAAGGGCACCCUCGAAAUAUGGGAUUUAGAAAAAAGUUCUCAGGUUUACAUCACCAAGGAGCACACGGAUAUUAUAAAUUCAAUUGAUGGAAUGGGUGGAAACACUGUUAACUGUGGUGCUCCAGAGAUUGUUACUGGUAGUAGAGACGGGACAGUGAAAGUUUGGGAUCCUCGUCAAAGAGGCAAGGCUGUGGCUAACAUGCAGCCAGCUAAAGGUGAAAUAAAACGAGAUUGCUGGGCUGUUGCAUUUGGAAACUCAUUCAAUGAUGCCGAGAGAAUUGUCAUUGCCGGUUAUGACAAUGGUGACUUAAAAAUGUUUGAUUUACGAACUAUGUCCCUGAGGUGGGAAUGUAACUUAAAAAAUGGGGUAUGCAGUGCUGAAUUUGAUCGCAAGGAUAUACCAAUGAAUAAACUUGUAGCAACAACAUUAGAAGGCAAAUUUCAUGUUUUCGAUUUAAGAACUCAAAAUCCAACAAAAGGCUUUGCACAGGUUCUGGAUAACUCUGCUAAAAGUGGAACAAUUUGGGUUGCUCGCCAUUUACCUCAGAAUCGUGAUUUGUUUAUAACAUGUGCUGGGAACGGCCAGGUGUCGUUGUGGAAAUACCAGUAUCCCGAACAGCGGUCACACGUCGAUUCAAAUGGCGUGACAGUAGGCGUCGCGGGAAAAUUGAACCGUCUGCAGCGCAUGGUUGUCAGCUCUCAGCCAAUCAACGCUCUCGAUUGGAACAGAGACCACACGGGAUUGGCUGUUGCCACAGCUUACGACCAGUGCGUCAGAGUUAUAGUUACAACUAAACUUAAUCUACAUUGAUAUAAAAGUUUCUUUGUAGGUACAAUUAAAUUACUCUUGAAUAUUUAAUUUCAAAGGAGUAAAUUCUGUAUCCGAGCUUUCAUGUGUGUAUGUAAAACUAAGAUUCUUUUUUUUAAAGUACGGAAUACGAUCUGGAUUGGAUUUUCAAUGUUUAAGAAUUUAUUUAUUUGGACUUACUUUAUUACACAUCGGGAUGUAACAAGAAUCUCCGAUAAAUGUUAUUUCCAUUAGUAGUUUUUUUGUAUUUUCUAUGUAAGUAGUGUUUAUACCUGAAUAUUGAAAUGAAAUGAUUCAAAAUGUUCUAUUUAUAUAAAAUUACAAAAAUAGCAGAGGAAAGGAAGCAUGUUGUCUAGUCUUGAUUUCUUAAUAAAUAAGAUGAACUAAUGAA
Danaus plexippus (monarch butterfly) is the source of this 1597-nucleotide messenger RNA. RefSeq names its product dynein axonemal assembly factor 10 (gene Wdr92). Lineage: Eukaryota; Metazoa; Arthropoda; Insecta; Lepidoptera; Nymphalidae. Bases 136 to 1209 code for a protein of 357 amino acids. The transcript has 6 exons. The record is from RefSeq and is a predicted model, not a curated record. Gene Ontology annotation, molecular function: ubiquitin binding.